Molecule: messenger RNA, 2395 nt
Organism: Chelmon rostratus (copperband butterflyfish)
Lineage: Eukaryota; Metazoa; Chordata; Actinopteri; Chaetodontiformes; Chaetodontidae
Product: zinc metalloproteinase nas-33-like
Exons: 10
Coding region: 52-1701 (549 amino acids)
Biological process (GO): proteolysis
Molecular function (GO): metalloendopeptidase activity; zinc ion binding
Source: RefSeq, a predicted model, not a curated record
UGCAGUCAGUGAAGUCAGUCUCUUCACACAUUGGACACCGACACAUCAGACAUGAUGUGGGCCUUCAUUGCGGUUUUUGUCCUUCUGACAGGACGUGCACACAGUAUGGGGGACGUUGCGCAUCUUGUUUGUGAAGAGAAUCAUGUCGUGUCUCGCAUUGAAAGCUCCCUCAGUCUGAAUGACAGCGAUCGUCAAUGGGAAAUUGAAUGCAAGGAGUUCGUCACGGAAGAUUGCGCCUGGUCAAGCUUCCACAGCUUACAUGAGCAAGAUCUCAGCUUCAAAUGUCCAGCCAAUCAGGUGGUUGCUGGCUUCUUCAGUGAUUCCAUGAAGAAACGGGGAAGCAGAAGGUGGAAUAUCUACUGCUGCUCUGCACCAGACCUGACCACAUUUGACUGCCAGGAAACCCCAAUGCUCAACGAAGACUUCAACUGGAACAUCCCUGAAGACAGCUUCCUAACAGGCAUUCAUGCAAAGAACAGCAAGAAUGACGAAGGAGACCACCGCUGGAGCUUCACUCACUGCAGAGGAACAACAGGGGACUCCCAGUCAAUCAAUUCCAAGAUCCUUGCUGUGAACAAACCAAUAGCAGGCCGUUUCAUUCAAGGAGAUGUUGUUAUCAAAAGAGGCAGGAAUGCAAGGGUCUGUGAUAACUGCAAAUGGCCGAAGACGAGGGGUCGGGUUAAAGUGCCAUAUACAUUGGAAAAUACCUUUACCACCUUCGAAAAGGACACGAUUCUCCAAGCUAUGAAGGUCUUCCAUCAGAGCACCUGCAUCCGGUUUGUUCGUCGUAGACGUCAAACAGACUUUGUCGAGAUAAUCAAAUCCUCCGGAUGUUGGUCAUAUGUUGGAAGAAUUGGAGAGACUCAGCAGCUAUCUAUAGGCGAAGGAUGUGCUUACAAUGGCAUCGUUCAGCAUGAGCUCAUUCACGCACUCGGCUUCUGGCAUGAGCAAAGUAGAAGUGACAGGGACUUUUAUGUUAGGAUCAACUAUGAAAACAUCAUUGAACAAUACAUACAUAACUUCAAUAUACAGAACUCAAACAACCUCAAUGUCCAAUAUGACUACUCCUCUGUGAUGCAUUACGGACCAACUGACUUCUCAAAGAACGGAGAGGAUACCAUCACUCCCCUCUCGCCCUCAGCACAAAUAGGCCAGAGGUUUGGCAUGACAGAAGAUGACAUUCUGAAGAUCAACAAGUUGUAUGGCUGCACGGAUAACCUGCGUAAAAAUGAAGAUUGGGACAAUAAGUUCCAUCGCAGAUUGCAUCGCAAGUGUCCUCCUGGACAAGUUGUUUCCAGCUUUGCGAGUUUCUACAAUAAGAAAAAGAAAGAUCGAUUGUGGCGGAUUUCCUGCCAGGCCUUCAAUUCAAGCGAGGAAUGCCACUGGUCACCUUUUGUGAACAAUUAUCAGGAAAAUAUUGACUUCAACUGUCCUGACAACGAAUUGAUUGCAGGGGUCAGCAGCACACACAGCAAACGCAAGGCGGACAGGAGAUGGAAGUUUUACUGCUGCAGUUUCUCUGAUUUUACCACGGCCAACUGCACAACAUCAGCAGUGGUCAACACCGGUGGGGAAUACCUGAGCUUGUCAGUCCCCAGCAGCAACUUCCUGACAGGAGUGAAUAGCUCCUAUGAUAUGGAAACUCGAGAUCGUCAAUGGAGUUUCUCAUACUGCCAGGGGAGCACUGACAACGUACCAUGAUACCAGAUGCACGGUAUCAUAAUAAGCAUGAAGGGUGUUUUUCAUAUUGUUUUAAUCCAUUUUCAUGAGCACAACUGGUUGAACAACAUGGGGAAAAAGGUAUAUUAAAAAUAUAUAGAAAUUACUAUCUAUGUCCUACAAAUGGGAAUCAGAAAUUUAAGGCAUUUUAUUAUCGUGGCAACUUUUUCACCAUCACUCGUGGGUAAAUUAUGGCCUGCAUUUAUCAAGAUCAGAAGUACUGAUGUAAGAUCAUUAAGAAAGUUCCCCCAGCAGUCUCCUCUAAUUCUGACCUGAAGUGUGGUUUUAGUAUGUUGAUGUGAGGGAGUAAUGUUUUCUUUGGAGUUGUCCCGUGUCCUUUGUUUAGCAUAGGUGGCAGAGUAGAUAUGUCAGGUGUUGGUCUUUAUGUCUUGUGCUCUGUCUCUCUCACAGUCUUUUAUUAGGUUUGUAACGUUAAAUGUUUGCAUAUCGGUGUUUUGCAAUUCAUUUCUAAUCUCGAUUAGAUCAUCAGGUCGUUCUGUCAGGUGAAACAUGAAAUUCAUUGGGGUGAUUUCAUUUAUGUGUAACAAGUAUAACAUUCAUUUAUGGAAACUAUGUCUGCUGUAUCGUUAUGUAAUCUCCAUAGAUAUCAAGACUUGAAUGAAACACUGGGUUUUCUGAGCUGGGCUUUACUGUACUGACAUGGAAAUAAAGUCAA